AUGUCUAGUCGCAUACAGUUUGCAGAGCCAGUUCUGAAGGAGGAGCCGAUACGUGCUGGCAGGGUCGAUACUCAGGGAGAAAAGGGGUCGGCACAGAGAACACUUUCUCCAGGAAACGAAAUCGUCUAUCCGACAGGAUGGAGGCUGGUUCUGACCAUAAUAGGGCUCCUCAUUGGAUUCUUCCUCUCGAAUCUGGACGUGACGAUUGUGAGCUCGUCCCUCACGAAUAUCACGGAUAGCCUUGAAGGCUUUGAGAAGAGAAGUUGGAUCAUCACUGGCUACCUCGCCACAUACACCGGGUCUAUGGCACUAUGGACAAAAAGCAGUGAUAUUCUUGGGAGGAAAUACACCACCAUAGCCGCUUUUGUUAUUCUGCUCGCAUUCUCUAUUGGAUGUGGCUGUGCGACAACGGUUAACCAACUUAUAAUAUUCAGAGCCUUACAGGGCAUCGGUGGCGCCGGUGUCUACGCACUGGCGAUAUUAUGCAUCUAUGAAAUAGCGCCAAAGACAAAGCUUCCAACCUAUAGCGGGCUCAUGUCAUUCUGUCUUGUUCUUGCUUCCUUGAUUGGCCCGAUUUUUGGAGGCGCUCUUGCAAAAGAUGCAGCAUGGAGAUGGGUUUUCUUCAUCAAUGUCCCCUUGUGUGCGAUUGCAAUCGUGAUCCUCAUUAUUGCGAUGCCGAAAAAUUUCGGCCUCGACCAACACACCCCCUCGCUCAGAACACGCGCUUCGUAUCGCUCAUUCGCUAACCUCGAUCUUGUGGGAUCACUUCUUCUCGUCUCGGGCACAUUUUUGACCAUCUCCGUCUUGAACGAGGUCAAUUUGGCAUUUAAAUGGUCUUCGAGAAGUGCAAUCGCGCUCCUUGUACUUGCGGGCAUUUCAUGGGCCGGCUUCUUCGCCUGGGAGUGGCACCUCUCGGAUGUUCCCAAGCAAGAUCCGAUAUUCCCAAAGCGUUGGUUUUUUGACCGUGCAUGGAUGGGAAUUCUCAUCUCCUCAUUUGUCACCGGGGCAGUCUUUAACGUGGUACUAGUAUACGUUCCACAGCAAGCACAACUACUAUUGGGUAAAUCGCCACUCGAUGCUGGUAUAUAUUUGAUCGGAUAUUCAGCCGUUGGAGCAGUCGCCGCUGGUCUUGUGAAUAUCGCCAGCUCACGUGGUCGUAUUCCUUUUAUUUAUUCCUUGCUCGUCGGCUGCACGCUUCAUACUGUGGGAGUGGGUCUUCUCUCAACGAUCGCUAGCUCUCGUGGGUUCCACGCAACAGAUAUUGUUUAUGAAGUGAUCGCCGGAGCCGGUAUGGGUAUAACUAUGGGUAUAUUGGUGUUAGCGCCGCCUUACAUCGUGGAGGAUAGAGACUUGACUAUUGCGACCGGCUUUGUCGUUCAACUCCGGUUUCUAGGUGGAGCCCUUGGUCUGGCCAUAGCAUCGAAUAUCCUGAAUGGCCGCCUAGCGUAUCACUUGGAGGGUAUAUUAACAAGGCAUGAGCUGCACCUAUUCCUGGAAAAUGUGGAGUCGAUAAAAGGCUUGCCUAUCUAUUUACAAGAUGAGGUAAAGAACGUUUUUGCUGGCAGCUACAGCACACAGCUCAGGGUUAUGAUCGGAUUUGCAGCAGCACAACUACCAGCUGUUCUCCUACUCAUCAAGCCCGGUCAUCAACUUGCUGCGAGAAAGGAACGAUCACAUAGUGCUUCGGAAUAG
This is a messenger RNA of Penicillium manginii, 1692 nucleotides long. RefSeq lists its product as uncharacterized. Gene Ontology annotation, molecular function: transmembrane transporter activity. The record is from RefSeq and is a predicted model, not a curated record. Gene Ontology annotation, biological process: transmembrane transport. The transcript has 7 exons. The coding region runs from base 1 to 1692 and encodes 563 amino acids. NCBI's taxonomy places the organism in Eukaryota, Fungi, Ascomycota, Eurotiomycetes, Eurotiales, Aspergillaceae.